AUGCGCCAGUUAUUGAUCGGUGUAAAGUUCUUGCACGACAACAAGGUGGUGCAUAGGGAUUUGAAACCUGAUAACAUCUUCAUCAACACAAAAGGGGAGCUCAAGAUUUGUGAUUUUGGUCUGUCGCUGUGGAUCCAUGUGGCGGUAGCGGCCAACAACCCUUGCGCCGGGACGGUUUGGUAUAUAGCACCUGAGCUGCCUGAGCUGCUGGGUUCGAAUCGCCCGCCCACACAGGUGUAUCCGGAGGCAGUGGAUAUGUGGUCCCUUGGGUGCGUGAUGGCGGAGAUGCUGUUGAAGGAUGGCGCCUAUUGGUCGGACGAAGUGGCACCGAUGGUAUAUAAGAUUGCUGCGAAAGGCGGCGGCUCUGAUAGGCUCCGGAGACAGUUCCCCGGAGCGGCGAUCAGCGCAGCAGGAUUCGAUUUGCUGGAGAGGCUGUUGCGUCGGGAUCCCAAGUAUAGGAUCACAGCUGAGUGUGCGUUGUGUCACCCAUGGUUUGAGGAGUCUCUUGCUUCAGAAUUUGGGGUUCAUCCCCCUUGGAUCCGCCAGUUGCGCAUAGUGAAGAGACAAAGGUAA
Salvia miltiorrhiza (redroot sage) is the source of this 573-nucleotide messenger RNA. Its product is annotated as cyclin-dependent kinase G-2-like. The coding region runs from base 1 to 573 and encodes 190 amino acids. Gene Ontology annotation, biological process: regulation of mitotic cell cycle; protein phosphorylation. Gene Ontology annotation, molecular function: cyclin-dependent protein serine/threonine kinase activity; ATP binding. The record is from RefSeq and is a predicted model, not a curated record. The transcript has 2 exons. NCBI's taxonomy places the organism in Eukaryota, Viridiplantae, Streptophyta, Magnoliopsida, Lamiales, Lamiaceae. Gene Ontology annotation, cellular component: nucleus.